Spirodela intermedia is the source of this 5311-nucleotide messenger RNA. The record is from the annotation of a GenBank genome assembly. Lineage: Eukaryota; Viridiplantae; Streptophyta; Magnoliopsida; Alismatales; Araceae.
AUGGGGAAACCGGCGAAAGGGACGGCGAAGGGCAGGAGUCGGAGCAAGGGCCACCUCCACCUCCUACAGGAAGAGCAGUUGGUCGUCCAGUCUGCUUACGAGGAAGAGCAUCGUCGCCGCUGCGAGUCACUAUCUGAUUCUCCGGUGACGGCACAACCGGAGGCUACCUGCUCCACCGGUGAUGGCACCAUCUCGGGAGCUUCCAAUCAGGGCGCCUUGGAAGAAGCAGAGGUACUGCGUAGCUCUGAAUUUCCCCCGAUUGAUCGGAUCAGUGUGGAUGGUGAGGGACGGGAGGGGGAAGCCGCAGAGUGUGGCCGCAGGGAUCACGUUAUAAUGUCACCUGAAGUUGACUCUGAGCCCCGGGGGCAGCCGGAGGAGGACGCUGUUGCCGAUGAGCAGAGCGCGGAGAAUAGCGAUCAGGAAAAGGUAUCGGAAUCCGCCGGGGAUUUUUCAUCGGAACCUGGAUCGACAGGUGCACGCUUGCAGGAAGUUGAGUCAGCAGACUGUUUUGAGAGGGAUCUGAAAGAAGCCCGCGGCAGGCUGGAGGAGCUCAGCUUGCUGGGGGAGGAGCCCAUAUUGUCCGAUGAGCAGAAGCUGUACAACGACCAACUUCAGGAGGACGAGGUAUCUACCUUUACCUGGCCCAAUUUUGGCGUAGGCUGGGCUUUUCUUGAGAAGACUUUUCUUCCCUGGAUAUCUUCUGAUAGAACUUGAUUGUAUGGCUCAAUUUGCUUCAGACGUGACUUAGUUCUUUUCCUGUGACUGUUCUUCAGGUGACGGCAUUGGAGGCCAUUUAUGGGGAGAGCUUGUUCGACUAUAAGAGGGAAAAGGGCCUGCGAUGGUUACAGGUUUAAAUCUGAUCAAGUUCGUCCUAGUGUCCUAUCCAGAGCGGGAAAGACAAUUGAAUCUGUGCCCUUCAUAAACUGCAGAUCAAAGUGCACAACGAAUUUCCUUCUGAUUUUAGUGUUUCUGCAACAUUUGGCUCGUCCAGUGAGAAGUUGAAACGCAAACAAGCUGAGAAUGAUGAUCCAGAUGAGCUCACCUACACAUUUAAUGUUCGGUUUCUACCCCCAAUUGUAUUGUCUUGUUUGCUGCCGCAAUCAUAUCCAAGCCAUUGUUCUCCUUAUUUCAUGAUCCAUGUCAAAUGGCUGGACUCCAUGAGAAUUUCCGGUCUCUGUCGCAUGCUGGACUCCAUCUGGAUGGGGCUGCGGGGGCAAGAAGUUAUAUUCCAAUGGGCAGAAUGGUUGCAUACUUCUUCUCUAUCUUAUCUGGGAUUUCAUCAUGGCAUAUUGCUGGAUGCCUGCAGUGCAGAUGGCGAGAGGGACAUGAGAGCGAUAUCAAGAUGCAUUUCUCUCGAUACCCUGGUGCCUUCUAUGAUGAGCUACAACGAGGAGAAAAUUCUAGAGGCCUUCAUGAGCGAUCUACAUGCUUGCCCAAUCUGUUUCAGUGAGUAUGCAGGUAUGUAUCUUUGUACCAAAGAUGCUACUUUAUGGCUUUCAAUCACUAUAGUCCUAGACUUUGUUUUUCUUUUUUUUUCUUUCAACACUGUGAGCAUUGGUUUUCUGUAGUGGAUUCAACAUGUAAUCCUUGAACAGUGCCCAUCUGAAGCAUUCUAUUGCAUAUCACAUGUAAGAUAGGGCGAAAUUUUUUCACCUAUUAAUCCGUGAUAUCCAUGAUGUAAUUCAAGUAUAGAAUACAAUAGCAUUUUCUGUGAUACAAAGUUAAAAAUUUUCGUAGUGAAACUUAGUUCAUCAGCCAAAUCAGUCUCAUUGUCGCAAUCAAGAAAGGCCCUUCCGAUCCAAAUUCAUGCAAAUGUUUGGCUGAUCGUCAUGCUUGAUACUGACGUAUGAGAGAAGUUAAUGAGCGCAUAUUGGCUGCUAUUGAUUUAAAACGAGGAGCGGUGUAGUCCUGUUGAUGUGACUUUCAUUUUUAAUUGAUGAUGAAAAACUGGGAAACAAGCUUGUCUUUUAGAGAUUGUGGAUGCUCUUAAUAUAAUUAAAAUAAAUCCAAGUAACUGUUAAAAAAAAUAAAAUAGGGGCCUUUAAAUCGGAUCUUGAACGCCUUGAUGCCAAGUAAUGUAAGUCGUUUGAUGUGAUCUUCAAAUGUAUAUUUUCUUUUUGGCGAUAUGUUAACAAAAAGAAACAAAACUUGACGAACCACCACAAAGCUUGCGCACCAGACAGAUGCUGCUAUGUCCACUAAGAAGUUCAGUGAAUGAGGAGCAGGCACCAAGUCCAGAGCCUGCGUUUGUUGUGUGCACGCCAUUCGAAAACUUGCUGUGGAGGGUUUUCCUUUUGGCAUGAGGUGUAUGAGAACUUCGUUCUUGAAUGAAAUGAAUGAGAAGACUUUUAUCAAAUCAUCUUUAUAAAUCAAAGCCCCACACGCAAUUUCUCCCAGACUUGCACGACUUUCAUUGGCAAGAAGUCAAGUGCAGAAGUGAAGCCAGCCUUUUUGUCUUGGUAAUGUGUAUGCUUCAUCAUCUCUGAGCGCCUUGCUGAUCCUUGAUUUUAUCUGACGUGUCAGGUAAGGAGCUCGUCAGACUGCCAUGCCAGCAUUUCUUUUGCUGGAAAUGCAUGGAGACAUAUUCUAGCAUCCACGUGGACGAAGGCACGGUGUCCAAAUUGCUAUGUCCCAAUCCCAAAUGUGGUGAUCUUGUUCCACCUGGGUUACUAAGGCAGUUGCUUACAAGUGAAGAAUAUGAACGCUGGGAAUCAUUAAUGUUGCAGAAGACACUUGACUCAAUGUCUGACGUGGUUUAUUGUCCAAGAUGUGGAACUGCCUGCUUGGAGGACGAGGAUGAUCAUGCUCAGUGCACAAAAUGCUACUUCAGCUUCUGCAGUCUUUGCAGGGAGCGUCGACAUGUGGGAAAGCAGUGCAUGUCAUCAGAGGACAAGCUUCUCAUUCUGCAGGUUCAAACUUUCAUAUUUUCCGUACGCUUUGAGAAUAAACAGUGAUUAUGAGAUUCAUUUCAUUUCACUACUUUCUCUCUGUCAAAAGAUGGUAGUUUAUUUCGUGCCCUGUAUCUCUGUCAGUGAUUAUCUGUUUAUGGUUAGUCGAGACAUUUCAAACCCCUGUUUCAGAAUUCUGACUGUUGAACGGGGUAGAUUCAACGCCAUUAGAUGGCAUCACCUUACCAAUUGUGGAUGGAAUAAGGAGGCAAGGGUGUUCUUGAACAUCUGGAUUCCACGUUAUAUAUCCCAGUUGGAUCCAAAAGACGCUGCUUUGCUGGUAGAUGGUGCUUCUUCAAGGGUAAGGAAAUAAAGGAAUAUGGUCAGGGAGAAGAGGAUCAAGUUAUUGAGCUCUCUACAAAUCUUAGUUGGGCGAGUCCAAGGUAGAUGGAUGAUCUAGGUUCCACCGUGUUUUAAAUGGUUGAAAUCUUCAGAACAUGACAAAGUGGCAUCCGGGAAUUCUCACCUUUUCUUUUUUUUCUUUGGUUCUAGAUGUCAAUGAGGGAAAGCAUCGAGAAUCAGAGAAAUCAUGUCCCAAGAUAAUGCAAAUGUCAGGUUCCUCUGUAGUGAUCUGGGGAAACUCUUUGAGCCUCUUGCCAGCGAUUUGAGUCUGAAAUAUAAUGAGGUUUAAAGAUUUAACCGAUUAAAUCUAGAACCAACAUUGAAUAUUGUGAAUUUUCUGGCAAAUUUUAGUACAAACAAGCAAUCCAUGUCGGUCUGUAAUCAUUUUGCUCAGAAAAUCUUCUUGUGUCAACAUCUGAAGCGAAAUUCAUAGUUUUCUUGCUCUUCUUUUUUUUUCAAGGAAGUCCACAUCCAUUAGACAAAACCCAAAACGUCAAAGAUGCAAUUCAGAAAAGCAGAAGAACAGAAGAAGAACCAUGCAACAGGAGCUUCCCUAGGAUCGCGAUAACUUCUGACCCAGCCCCGAGCAAACUCCCUGCCCUAAUAAGUUCUUGAUCCUAACCAACACAACUGGUUCGACUCUUGUCAUGAUGUUGAAGGAAAUCUUUCUGGACGAUCCGGCGGCACUUGAUCUAGUUUCUGAUACCUGUUUUUCUUUCAUAUAGAUCAUCCCACCUCCUGGAUGUUGGGAUUGCCGACAAUAUUCCUCCUUCAUUUGAAUCAAUGUUCUUCGCUGUCUGUUCAAAAGAGUUGAAAUAUUUUCCGGAUACUAAGAAAUUAAAUAGUAAAAAUAAUUAUUAUUGUCCUGCAGGAGCGGCAGAAGUUCUCUAAUCUGAAGGAAGACCAGAGACGAAAGGAAGCUAAUCUGAUCAAUGAGAUCCUGAGCGUCAGACAGAUAUUAAAGGAUUCUAAGCAAUGCCCAUCAUGCAAAAUUGCCGUCCAGCGUACUGAAGGCUGCAACAAAAUGACCUGCGGAAACUGCGGGAUUUUCUUCUGCUUUCGUUGCAACAAGAUAAUUAAAGGAUACGAGCACUACAGGUGACCCAUUUCGCCUGUGAUUCUUCAUCAUUUUCUCACUUCUCCUUCUGUGAAGGAAACUGAUGCUUUUAUCGUAGAAAAAAAUGUGUGUUAUUUGAAGCUGAGUUGAUUCAGAACUGGGAGAGGGACAUGAACUUCCACCGACUCGAGGCUCAGGCUCAGGCUCGACAUGGGUUGCAACCUAAUCAUGCCCAUCCGUGUCCCAACUGUGGUCAAGUCAACGCCAAGGUGAGUUGAGGAUCAAGUUCAUUCCCUGCUAUCCUUCUUCGUUAUUGGUUUAUAUAUAUACAAAAAUAAAUUUUAAUUUUCUUUGUACACGUUUUUUUUCCCUGCCUCUCUAUCAUGAUCAGCUGUGGUUUGAAACCUUCAUACAUGACACUGAUAGUUCCGAUGGGCCAUUGUGGAUUCAAUCCCCAAAUGCCCAUCGGAAUGAACGUUGACUUUUUCCUUUUUAAUAAAUCGGGAUGAUCCAUCUGUUCUUGGUUUAUAACUCUUGGUUUUGAGUUUUUAUUUUAUUUUAAAAAUGGUCUGUGAAAAAUCGGUAGUGGAUUCCAAGCCCAGAUAGCCGCUGGAAUUUAUUUAUUUAUUUAUUUAUUUUUCAACAAGUCAACAGGAUCUUAUCUGUUCUUAGUUUUUAUUUUGUGACUCAUGGCUUGAAAAUUAUUUUAUUAAACUCUGUGAUUUAUCCUCUUUUAAAAAAUAUAUUUUCUUAACGAAUCAGCAUUAUCUAUCUAUUUCUGAUCCUAUAACUCGUGGUUUGGGGGGGGGGAAAAAAAAAAAACCUUAACCAGGUUGAGAACAACAACCACAUCAUGUGCUGGUCUUGCCAGCAGCACUACUGCGCCCUCUGCCGGAAGGUUGUGAAGAACAGCAGGGAGCAUUACGGGGCCAAGCGCUGCAGACAGCACACCGUUGACUCCUGA